AUGUCGGUGUACGUCGGAAAGAAGUUUCGCCUGGUGAGAAAGAUUGGCUCGGGCUCCUUUGGUCAAAUUUUCCAAGGCAUUGACAUGGACACGCGAGAAGAGGUGGCCAUCAAACUGGAGGACACAAAGACGAUGUUUCCACAACUGAACUUGGAGCACAAGAUCUACAAAGCGGUUGGCCACUAUGCAGGCAUACCGAAAGUAAAGUGGUUCGGCCAGGAGGGCGAUUACACCAUCCUGGUGAUGGAACUUCUAGGCGACAAUCUGGAGACACUGUUCAACUACUGCGGUCGCCAGUUCUCCCUCAAGACUGUGCUCAUGUUGGCCGACAAGAUGUUAAUGCGACUGGAGAAUCUGCACACAUGCAACUACAUUCACCGCGACCUGAAGCCCGAGAACUUUCUGAUGGGCACUGGCGUCAACAAGAACCAGCUCUACCUGAUCGACUUUGGCCUGGGCAAGAAGUACCGCGAUGUGGUCGGGAAUGCCCGACGACACAUUCCCAAUCGAGGAGGGAAGAGCCUGACCGGCACCGCCCGCUACGCCAGCGUCAACGCCCACAUUGGAAACGAACAAAGCCGCCGGGACGACCUGGAGUCGCUCGGCUACCUCUUCAUCUACUUCCUAAACGGCUGGCUGCCCUGGCAGAACAUGAAGGGCCGG
Rhagoletis zephyria (snowberry fruit fly) is the source of this 663-nucleotide messenger RNA. Lineage: Eukaryota; Metazoa; Arthropoda; Insecta; Diptera; Tephritidae. The record is from RefSeq and is a predicted model, not a curated record.